UUUCAGUGGCCCAAGGAGGCUCAAGGAAAUAAGUUAUGAAAAAUAUAUUUUGUAGUUAUAUAUAUAUUUAAAUAACACACACGGUGAUUUACAUGGGGGCUUUAAUUAUUAUGCAUUUAUUUCAAGCCAUUGUCAUUGAACUAGCUAUAUCAUUAUUUUAUUUCCCCUGACAUUAACCACAAUCAAUUGAAAUAAUAACUAUAUUUGAAAACAAUACUUGCACAAAAAUCAACACGAUAAUAAUUUCCCCUACAUGUAUACAAAUACUGUAUAAUAUGAACUAUGUUUGAAAGUACAGUAUUCUUUGUAUUUAUUUUUGAGUGGACAUAGCUACCUACGUCAGAUCCUGUCACAAGGUAAACAUAGAUGCUUCAGACAACUCUGGCUGCUUCCUCUCUCGGCUGUCGUUACUUCUAGUUAGUAAAAUUAACUAAACUCUCAUCAUUACCGGACAACUUAAAAUGGGUAGUUAAUACGAUGAUUAGAUGAAUACUAAAUGUAUCAAUUUGUGAAGAAUUGGGAAUGGAUCAUCUGUAUAAACUGUCAACGUUUCCUUCUGGUCGUAGGUUUGCUAGCUAACGCCGUUAGCUGCUAGUUAUCCUUGUAGCCAGAGCCUUCUCUUCUUGUAGCUAGCUAGAUCAGCAGGCUAACUCUGCUCUACCAGCCAGUACGGGAGAAUAACAACUAGCUAAUCCAGCCACUUGUUAGCACAGUUCAUUGUAGCUAACUACAUAAGUUUGACAGUUAACGUUAGCUAAAGAGAAUGGCGUCGUCAUUUGUGAUUGGAAACACAUUUCGAGAGAGGGUAAGAGACUUGUUGGAGAAGGAUGAGGCUUCAGUUCCAACAGAACUACAGAAAGAAUUGGAGGAUAUUCUUCAACAGGAACAACCAUCAACUCUGUCCUUCAGAACUGCAAGAAAACUUCAUAAAUGUCUGCAAGACAAUGGUAUUUAUAAAUACAGUUAUAUUACAUAUAGCUACACAGGUCUUAAAUUUCACGAAUUAAGUACUAGCCUAUGUGUGCUUUUCCUUCCUCUCAGGUCAACCCUUCUACCUUAAUGAGUUGUUGGAGGACAGCUCAUUGCACCUGCCUAAGGUUGAAACACCCCCCAGAGUAAGUGAGAUCUCGGUGUAUGGUUAUUCCUUCAGUUACUUAAUUUGAUCUCCAUCAUGAGGACCACACUAAAGUGUUACACCCUGUUUGUGACAGAACCCUGUGCUUGUGGCUCGUCUGGAACGAAUCAAAGCCAAGUUGGCCAAUGAAGAAUACAACAGGAUCACACGGAAUGUAAACACUCAGGUGAAUUGCACAGUGCACACUCAGCAUGUAGCCUACUGUAUGUAUUGGAUUGACAUAUUUGGGUUUGGGGUUGUGUUGUUAAUUCAUAUGAGUUCUUCUCUGCCCCCCAGCAAAUUAAUCGUCGUGAAACACUGGCAGACUUUGGGAGAGAAGGUUGGUAUGGGUUACAAACGUUUGCAUGCAAUCUGUCUCUAAGAUUCUUACUGUCCUCUUCAUCUACCUUUUCCUCAACCCAUCCUCCUCUAAUGUUGACGUGUGUGUGUGGUCUGUCUCUAGUGCGCUCAGCCAAAGCUGCUGUUGUGACAGUCUUAAACUUCCUAGUGACAGUGGUGGCGACGUUCGCAUGCUCCUAUCUCGGCAGCCAAUACCUCUUCACAGAGACAACGUCGGUAAGAAUCCAUACAAAGAUCCCUCACUCGUACAAGCUGGGAAAGCAUAAUCCCCUAUUGCCUGACGAGAUUAAUCGUGUCACUUAAACCUCGAUUGCAUGAUAAGCGAUGAUUAAACUAGUACUGCAUUGUGUUGUAAUAUGACAAAAAUAUUGUUUGAAAAUGUAAUCACGAAGAAAGCUACAUUUCAAAACCCUUUAACCCUGUUUAAGAAUCAGUAUCUUUGUUGACAUGUUUGCUUGUGUGUUUCAGAGGGUGAUAUCUGCAGUGAUUGCUGCGUCCGUAGUCGGCCUGGCAGAGCUGUAUGUUCUAGUAAGGACCAUGGAGGGAGAGCUAGGAGAACCAUAGCACCGGUCUGUGUUCUUAUCAACAAAACACAUUCCUGGAGAACUAUGCCCUUACCUGACCCACCAGUGGACUUCAAAAAGGAAAUCAAAGGGGUUACAUUUACAUUACAUUUGAGUCAUUUAG
Molecule: messenger RNA, 2161 nt
Organism: Coregonus sp. 'balchen'
Lineage: Eukaryota; Metazoa; Chordata; Actinopteri; Salmoniformes; Salmonidae
Source: the annotation of a GenBank genome assembly